Molecule: messenger RNA, 2620 nt
Organism: Sycon ciliatum
Lineage: Eukaryota; Metazoa; Porifera; Calcarea; Leucosolenida; Sycettidae
Exons: 4
Coding region: 259-1878 (539 amino acids)
Source: RefSeq, a predicted model, not a curated record
UACAUGUAUACAAGUCCUUGAUCAGCUUGAUGGAUUGCUCCGGGCCAUGUGACCGCAGUGUUGAGAAAUACUCACUUCCACACUGAGUCACAAAGAUGUCAUGUAUGUAGCUAGUUUUGCAUUCCCAUUCAUUUCUUUUGUCAGUUUUGAGAAACCAGUUUCACUUCAAUCAUUGAAAAGAAAUCACCAGUAGCUACAAUCAUAUUGUAGAUUCUUGCAUUAUCAUUUUCGUGGCAGACAGGAACUCAGAGUUCCGCAAUGCAACUGCUAACUCUCUUCAUAGCGGGCCUGCUAUUGCUCGGUUGCUCUAGCGCACUGGGGAAUUAUGCCAAUAGCUGGUCCUAUGCGGGAACAGGCGACGAGAUUUUGAAUCCUGAGAGAGGAUUUCACAAGCCUUUCACGGCAGGCUCAGUCAGAAAUGCUCCAGAAUCUACUACUCUCACUGAAAUCUCCGGAGAUCAGGCGAAUCGUACAUGUUCAGUUGCACUGUUUCUGUGCUACCUCACGGACUUCAUUGGAAAAGCAUUGCCACAGGAUGAGCUGAACGCCAUUCAGAAAGUAUUCGACACGCUUGCAUCUGCCAAUAUGACUGCUAUCGUUCGCUUUGCCUACUCCAAGACGCGCCCACCCAGUGCAGGACCUUCGUAUGGUGAUGUGCUCAGCCACUCUACAAGUCUACAACCCGUGAUCAAACGCAAUGCUGAUAGCAUACUUACAAUACAAGCUGGCUUUAUUGGUUAUCGUGGAGAGUGGUAUGGCAGCUUCAACCACUUGGAAGCAAAUCACAGUGGCCUGGCUGCUCUUGUUGCCGAGGAGCUUUUCAAAUGGACUGCAGGGAACAGCUCUCGACAAGUGCAGGUGGCAUCUCCUCUGUACAAAGAAAACUGGCUGCUGAAGCAGAGCGUGUCUGAGAACAGCAAGCUGUGGAGUCGCGGUGUCGUCACUAACAGCACACAGAGAAGCUCCUUUGCCUUUGCCAGAAUUGGUUUCCACAAUGAUCAGUUCAUGCUGGCAAACCAGUUCACAUUGGAAUCGUCGCCAUCGUUGUCCAGGCGACCACUUGAACCAGGGCUGCUUGCCCGUCAGUUCCAGCCUGGCUACCCAAUGUUUGACUACAUGACGGCGGAGAGCCCGUUUGUAGCUGUUGAUGGUGCAUUGCCCGAGAACGCAUCCAAUGUGGCGGCUGUGAGUGGCUUUCAAGCAGCGGUGCACAUGCGUCUACACCACUACGAUACAUUCUCACUUGAAUACGGCUACGAUCCCACUGGACAAAACCCUGGACCAAUCAAUUCCUGGAUGAAAGAACCUCUGAACGCAACGCAAUUACAGGAAUCCUUCAUGCCGGCGCAACCCGAGUACCUGCUGCAACCUCACACAAUGUUCGAGUACAUCCGUGACCACCUGGGGUACCGGCUGCAGCUGCUGACAGUGUCGUACUCAAUUACGCCAUUUAUUGAGCACAAUAUCACGUUUGACGCGUCCAUCAGCAAUUUUGGCUUCUCCGCUCCCAUCAACAUUCGUUUCGCCUAUCUGGUGUUCUUUGAGAAAAGCGGAGACGUACCGAAAGAUACUGAUCAAGUGCUGUUCACUAGCCGUAUAACAUCGUGUGACCCACGAGUGUGGCAUCCGUACAUAGCCAACGAUCCCGAGUACAUAAGAAGCCGUCACCCGAUCCAUCACUAUGCAGCACUACCCGGCCAGUUGUUUGGCAAGAACGUGUGGAUGGGCCUGCAGCUCACAAGCCGUGCCGGUGCACAGCCAGUAGAAGUAGGUCAGUACAACGCAGUGCGAUUAGCCACUGCCAACACUACAUGGUGGGUGGAUAGUGCUGGCCGAGGUGGUGUCAAUAUCCUCGGCUUGGUCAAUGUCCCGAACUAGACUACAACGGGGUUUGCUAUGCACAUGAACGGGCCAAAGAUAAACCAAUGUUGCAAUGAUGACACACACAUACCCUCCCCCCCCCCCCCCCCCCCCACCACACACACACACUGCUAUGGCUGAACUAGCCUCAGUGUUCAGUUAAAAAUAAACUUCUAGCUUGGAUGAAAUUUACUGAGAUAUUCAAAAAGUAAAAUGAUUAUCUUGAUAGAACUAUCAGUGGAAUCCCCAGUGAACAGACAUUACUAUGAAAUCCCCACUGAACAGAUAUGGCUGACUUACAUACAGUCAUUAUUACCACGCUGAGCACCAACUGUUUGAUUGUCAACCGAUUGAAUCAUUACGCCGGCACUGAGUAACAUGUUUAAAGUUGAUAUAAUCUGUGGCAACAUCUUACUGCUUGUAUUCUAUUCACCGUGGUAUCUACUAUCUAGGGCUGGGUGACUGCAUCGGUGUGCUUGAAUUUGCAUUUCACUGCAUAGCGUUAUCGCUGUAAUCCACUUCGCCCAGUAACUGCAUCACACCAGAGCCGGUAAGACUAGACGUCAUUCUUACAUUUCAAAAACGAUUCUAUGAAUAAUUUUACGAACUUGAAAAGGAUGAGUGUCUCAACAUGAAAUGUACAAGCCUCCACUUCCACUUAUUUUUGGUUUUGGACAAGUUGCACGCACGCAAUAUAGUUACUAUCAUGGCCUUUGCAAGUAUAAAGCAUGCCAAGUCAAGUAUACCCAUGAUGUUACAA